ACAUGAAUCCUUUUCUGAUCUUGGCUUUUCUUGGAGCAGCUGUUGCUUUCUCCACUGAUGAUGAUGACAAGAUCGUAGGGGGCUACACCUGUGAGGAAAACAGCCUCCCCUACCAAGUGUCCUUGAAUUCUGGCUACCAUUUCUGUGGUGGCUCCCUAAUCAAUGAUAAAUGGGUGGUGUCAGCUGCUCAUUGCUACAAAUCCCGAAUUCAGGUGAGACUGGGAGAGCAUAACAUAGAGGUCCUUGAGGGAAAUGAACAGUUCAUUGACUCAGAAAAGGUCAUCCGCCACCCAAGCUACAAUAGUCGGACUAUGGAUAAUGACAUCAUGUUGAUCAAACUGAAAACCCCAGCUGUUCUCAACGCUCGUGUGGCUGCCAUCUCCCUCCCUAAGUCCUGUGCACCAGCAGGAACUGAGUGUCUCAUCUCUGGUUGGGGCAACACUGUGAGCUUUGGUGCUGACUACCCAGAUGUUCUUCAGUGUUUAGAGGUUCCCCUUCUGUCUGAAGCCCAAUGCCAAGCCUCCUAUCCUCGUCAGAUCACAGAAAACAUGGUCUGUGCUGGCUACCUAGAAGGUGGCAAGGAUUCCUGCCAGGGUGACUCAGGCGGCCCCGUGGUGUGUAAUGGAGAGCUCCAGGGAGUUGUCUCCUGGGGCUAUGGCUGUGCCCUGAAGAAUAAGCCUGGUGUCUACACCAAAGUCUGCAACUACGUGGACUGGAUUGAGACAACUAUUGCUGCCAACAGCUAAAGGCCACUGACCACUUUUUCUGUCCUUUCCUUUGGUAUUCUGUGUUGGGACAUGAUGCUAA
This is a messenger RNA of Dromiciops gliroides (monito del monte), 807 nucleotides long. Its product is annotated as anionic trypsin. Gene Ontology annotation, molecular function: serine-type endopeptidase activity. Gene Ontology annotation, biological process: proteolysis. The record is from RefSeq and is a predicted model, not a curated record. NCBI's taxonomy places the organism in Eukaryota, Metazoa, Chordata, Mammalia, Microbiotheria, Microbiotheriidae. The transcript is spliced from 5 exons. The coding region runs from base 3 to 746 and encodes 247 amino acids.